AUGAAAGAAUUCGAACAGAGUGAAGCUUAUGAUCCUUAUGUACCCAAAGAUGGCACCGCUGGCGGACCGCCUAGUAAAACAGCACAAAUUCAGAAACAAAUUGAUGAAACAGUUGGCAUUAUGCGAGACAAUAUCAAUCGUGUGGCUGAAAGAGGAGAGAGACUAGACGCUUUACAAGAUAAGACAGAAAAUUUGUCUGUGUCAGCACAAGGAUUUCGUAAGGGUGCCAAUCGAGUGCGUAAGCAAAUGUGGUGGAAGGAUAUGAAAAUGAGAAUUAUUAUUGCUGUUGUACAUCGAGAUACGCCCGAAAAUAAUCCAUCUAUUCCGUUCGAAUUUACAGCAGAUAAUUUAAAGCGCGCCCAAGAAAUCAUAAAGCGGUAUCCGCCACAGUAUAAAAAGGCAGCUGUUAUACCAUUAUUAGAUCUCGGUCAGCGACAACUCGGAUGGACAAGUCUUUCAGUUAUGAACGCUGUUGCCAAGUUAUUGGAGAUACCACCUAUGCGUGUAUAUGAAGUUGCAACCUUUUACACUAUGUUUAAUAGAGAACCAGUUGGAAAAUAUUUCCUUCAACUUUGCACAACAACACCAUGUCAAUUGUGUGGAUCAAUGAAGAUCCUAAAAACAAUUGAAGACCAUUUAAAAAUAAAAGUCGGUGAAACUACACCAGAUAAACUUUUUACGCUCGUAGAAGUAGAAUGUGCAGGAGCUUGUGUUAAUGCACCAGAGGACUUAACACCAGAAACUACAAUUAAACUUCUUGAUUCUUUUAAAUCUGGUAAAAUUCCUAAACCUGGUCCAAUGUCCGGUCGUCAUACGUGCGAACCAAAAAGUGGAUAUACCACCUUGACGAGUGAACCUACAGGUCCGGGUUUUGGAGUUAGAGAAGAUUUAUAG
Messenger RNA from Dentiscutata erythropus, 894 nucleotides. The record is from the annotation of a GenBank genome assembly. Lineage: Eukaryota; Fungi; Glomeromycota; Glomeromycetes; Diversisporales; Gigasporaceae.